UGGUUGAACGGUGGGAUCGCAAUCGCUCUGAUUGGGAAGCUAGCUCAGAAGAAAAAAAAACAGAGGAAAUAAUGCAUUUUCUCACAGUGUAGUGUUUUGUUGCCGUCUGUUGCACGCAUUGGUCGGUGUUUGCGCGAACGGAUGCACUGAGCUGAGCGCCAUUCAUCCUUUAUCCCACCGACGACACGAAACCACUACGAGCCAACCCCAACCGACAACUUCCCAUUCGCGGAUCGUUUUGUGGCAAAUUGUCACUGGCCCAUCAUCAUCGUUCCGUGUUGUGUGCUGUGCUGUCCAGUCCGGGAGGCGUUUGUUUCUCCUAGGCUGUGCAUUUUUUUUUAUUUGUGUCCCGUCAAAGUGUGUUCAAUGUAAAGUGCAUUUGUGCAUUUGUUUGUUCAAAUCUAAAUCGUGUGCUUUUUGUGUGUGUAUUGCCGGAAAGGAAAGAAAAAUGUUCGCUUAAAAUGAAUGCGUGUGUGUGCGUACGUGUGUGAAUCGGUAAAGUGUUCUGUGUUCCCGUUUGGCUCACCUGUAUCUGCUGGAAAAGAAGUGCGUUCAAAUAUAAUCUUCCCAAGCCACAAUUGUAUAGAGAAAACGGUGUUUGGUGUUCGAUCAAGUGUUUCGCGUAUGUACCGUUACCGUUUUACUCCGUGUCGGUAACUCCCGACUGUGAACGGCCAACAGCAGCAGCAGCUCCCGUCGUGCGGUGUUGGGGCGUUGGAUGUUGACGUCGUCGGUGUUGCAUUAUUAAUUAAUCCCGAGCACUUCUGUAUGUCUGCCUGGUGUUCCAGCCUCAGCGCAGAAGCCCGUUAAACACGACGAGUGGCGGCUGGUGUACAUUCGUUUUCCACUGAGGUCAUACACGCGUACUAUCGGGAGGUUAACGUGUGGAAGAAUUCCUUACAUAAGACUCCCCAGAAGAUCAGCACUCGCUCUGGUGACGAAGGAAACGCAGCAGAAAGGGGGCAUGGAAGUUAGCACCCAUACAACUUCGACGCUCAGUCGAAGCAACAGUCGGACCAGCUCUAAUUCGGAGCUUGAAAAGGAACUGAUCGAUCUCGAUAUCAGCGGCGGAGGAAACAACAAAUCAAACACACUCAAGAAGCGCAUCUCGAGCAGUCGGACACCGGCAAAGAAAGCGAAAAGGAUACGAUUUUUUCGUAAUGGUGACAAAUUCUAUCCCGGGAGCACGAUACCGGUGUCGGUGGAACGUUAUAGAUCAUUUGAUAGUUUAACGGAAGAUUUGACGAGAUUGUUGGAGGACAGCGUAACGCUAACCGGUGCGAUACGCGCAAUAUACACCCUCGAAGGCAAAAAGAUCGAAAAGGUGGACGAUCUGGAAGAUGGCAAAUGUUACGUAUGUUCCUGCAAUAAUGAAGGUUUCAAGCGAAUAGAUUAUAACGUAUCCAACACAAACACCAAGAACCCCAACAGACUGUCUAGAAUAAUACGCCCACUGUCGCCAGUGAAGAACGGUGGCACAAAUGGGUCCACGCCGCUGAAAGAGAUCGAUUCCGUGGUGCAUCCUAGGAUCGUAACACUCAUAAGGAAUGGUGUGAAACCUCGAAAGAUCAUGCGAUUACUGCUAAACAAACGGAACAGUCCUACCUACGAACACGUGCUGACAGCGAUCACGCAAUGCGUUAAGCUAGAUACGGGCUGCGUGCGGAAGGUAUUUACCGUAUCCGGUAUACCGGUGCAACGAUUAGCGCAGUUCUUCGAUGAAGAUGAUGUGUUCUUUGCGUACGGCAAUGAACGUGUCGGAAUCAAUGAUUUCGAGCUGGAAGCGGAAGAAAGCAAAGCCAUCGCCGCGCAUCGGAAAACGCUUCGCAGCAGUACGACUAGGACGGGACCAAAGCCCAAGAUGCCUGUGAAGAGUCACAACGAUACGUUCGUUUGUGUGGAUGAAUCUGCGCUCAACGGUGGUAUCCUGCCAGAUUCGUUACCACUGGAAUUACAGGCCAAAUACACGCUUGGAUCAAUCAUUGGUGAUGGAAAUUUCGCCGUAGUACUGAAAUUGAAAGAAAAGCAAAAAAAUACAGAUUACGCACUGAAAAUUAUUGACAAAUCAAAAUGCUCAGGAAAGGAUCAUUAUUUAGCAGCAGAAAUUCGUGUCAUGAAAAAAUUAAAUCAUCCUUACAUUAUACAGCUAGUGCAUGAUAUUGAAACGAUCAAAAAUAUGUAUCUUGUGCUAGAGCUGGUCCGUGGUGGCGAUUUGUUCGAUGCCAUAACGCGUGUGACACGUUUUUCUGAGAAUCAAUCAAAGAUAAUGAUGAAACAUUUAGCUUCAGCGAUGGCAUAUAUGCAUUCCCUCAGCAUCGUUCAUCGGGACAUUAAGCCGGAAAAUUUGCUGGUGGAGUUGGAUAACGAUGGCAAUGUGGUUCUGUUAAAGCUCGGAGACUUUGGUCUCGCCUGUGAAGUAACAGAGCCAUUGCUUUCAAUCUGUGGUACACCGACGUACGUUGCACCAGAAAUUCUAAUGGAAUCGGGCUACGGUGUUAAGAUCGAUGUUUGGGCUGCCGGCAUUAUACUGUACAUUUUGCUGUGCGGAUUUCCACCAUUUGUUUCGCCGGACAAUCAGCAGGAACAACUUUUCGAUGCUAUUCUCAACGGGUUCUUCGACUUUCCCGCUCCGUACUGGAACAACAUCGGCGAUAGUGUGCGCGAUCUAAUCAUCAACAUGUUGCAAUCAGAUCCGGAACUACGGUUUUCCAGCGAGGACAUUCUUGACCACCCAUGGUUGACGAGCGACAUCGUGGAUGAUACGCGCGAUCCUAAUGGAAUCGUUAUCGAAGCAAAGUGUGACGAUCCGUUAGAGUCUUUGGUGGGCAUUCCCAUCAGUACACAGUAGAAGAUGUACCCCACACAAUCAUCUUGCGUUUGAAUGUGCAACGAGCAUGAGUGAAGCUUUUGAUUUUACAGAAAAACGACUACAUUGACGAGUUUUAUCGGCAGUGGUUAGCUCACACACAUCAUGAAAACUCAAUCUCGUUUGGAACUCGGACCUCAUUCAAAAUCUCACAAGACACAACCGGUGGUAAAUUGCUAAGUGAAAUCGGAAUACCGGAACAGGUUUGUGUUACUUCACGGUAACAAUGUAUUUUUAUGAUAUCGCUUUUUAUUUUGACGAAACCGCUUCUGAAUUUUUUUCUUUUGUAGUUUAUCCGUUAGUAGUAUAUUUGUAGAGAAUUUGAAGAGAACGUGUGUUGAAAAUACACGAAGUUACGAAGAUAUGUUCACAUGUAUUUUUUUUUUGUUUUACACAAUUGCACCAUCACAGAUUACAACAAAUAAUAACCAACAUUAGUUUGUCCCAUGUCCCAUGCAUCCGUUCGAAACGUUCUAAAUGGACGAAUAGAAGCAAGUCUGUCGCUGUUUUUUUUCUUUGUCAUAAGUUUAGUUUGUAUACGAAAUACAGAGGUAGUAAGAAUAAGAAAACUAUUUUUACCAUCGACGCAUACAGCGAUUUAAUAUCUAUUUAUUUACCAUUAUUAGACUACUUGUAUUGCAAACAAAAAAGGGAAAACCCCGUAAACAGGAUUGCUAAGCAAAAAUGUUACUCUUAUUCAGUCAUUAUCGAGAAAUUGUGGAAAUGUUUUUGUUACUUUUGCUGAAUGUUUGAUAUUUUAGUUUAGUAGCAAUAUUGUGUAUCGUUUAUAAUAAGCACGUUUAUGGUUUGUUUCUCUUUGUUUAUAAGUACUAGGUAAAUAUCAAAAUGUGUCGCUAGCACUUGUGCUUUCCGUAAACAAUUGCAAUUGUAUGUACUAAAUUUUCGACACAUAUAACGCACAAUCCAAAUUUUGCCUCUAGAAUUACGUUCCAUUUACUGUGAAGUGGACGAUAGAAUGUAAAACUAUUCCUAGUAUGGUUAGUUUGCAAACCAGUUUACAAUAUUACCACCCGAAACCCACUGUUGAUGGAUGGUUCUGUUUCAUCUCUGAACAUGAA
Anopheles moucheti is the source of this 3945-nucleotide messenger RNA. Its product is annotated as serine/threonine-protein kinase GL21140. Lineage: Eukaryota; Metazoa; Arthropoda; Insecta; Diptera; Culicidae. Gene Ontology annotation, biological process: protein phosphorylation; intracellular signal transduction. The record is from RefSeq and is a predicted model, not a curated record. The transcript is spliced from 10 exons. Bases 965 to 2848 code for a protein of 627 amino acids. Gene Ontology annotation, molecular function: protein kinase activity; ATP binding.